Molecule: messenger RNA, 1517 nt
Organism: Sitophilus oryzae (rice weevil)
Lineage: Eukaryota; Metazoa; Arthropoda; Insecta; Coleoptera; Curculionidae
Gene: Usp14
Product: ubiquitin carboxyl-terminal hydrolase 14
Biological process (GO): protein deubiquitination; regulation of proteasomal protein catabolic process; proteasome-mediated ubiquitin-dependent protein catabolic process
Molecular function (GO): protein binding; cysteine-type deubiquitinase activity; proteasome binding
Source: RefSeq, a predicted model, not a curated record
UGUUAGUCAAACGUCUCUGUCUCUGUUGUCAUUUGUCAUUUUAAAAAGCAACAUUUUUCAUGUCAGAGUGACUUGUAUUUCUUUUAAACAAAAUAAUCCAACUUUUACACAUUAAAAAUAUAUUCUUUUGUACUUUUAUAACUAUUUUUUAGUUAGUCCAUAAAGAAGUAAAAUGCCUGUAUAUAAAGUGAAAGUUAAAUGGGGAAAGGAUGUAUUUCCCGUGGAAGUGAAUACGGAUGAUUCGCCGAUGCUGUUUAAGGUUCAAAUUUUUACCCUAACAGGAGUACUCCCUGAAAGACAAAAAGUGAUGAUCAAAGGUGUUACUUUGAAAGAUGAUGGUUGGAGUAAUUUUAAUAUUAAAGAUAAUGCCACCCUUUUAUUAAUGGGUAGCAAAGAGGAAGAUGUGCCUAAAGAACCGGCUGAAAAAACUGUUUUUGUAGAAGACAUGAACGAAAGUGAAUUAGCCACAGCAUUUGAUUUACCAUGUGGUUUGAAAAAUCUUGGCAAUACCUGUUAUAUGAAUGCCACGGUGCAGUGUUUAAGAACUGUGCCAGAAUUAAAGGAAUCUCUACAAACAUACCAAGGAGUAGAGGUGUCUUCAGUUGAUGGCGCUUCAUUAUCUCAAGCAGUUACUGGUUCGUUAAGAGAUUUGCAUUUUCUUAUGGAUAAAGAAUCAACAGUUUUACCUGUAAGAUUUCUACACAUUCUUCAUGUUGCAUUUCCAAGGUUUGCAGAUAAAAAUGAGCAUGACAGUUAUACCCAGCAGGAUGCCAAUGAGUUUUGGACUGAACUUGUAAGGAUGCUUCAACAGGGGCUACCGGCAAAGCAAAUUGAAGGUGGUUCAAAUAAGGAACAAUAUAAUCUAAAAUCAGUAGAUUACCGGCAUAUUUAACCAUUCAAUUCGUUAGAUUCUUUUAUAAAGAAAAAGGAGCAAUAAAUGCCAAAAUAUUGAAAGAUGUUAAGUUUCCUAUGGAUUUUGAUGCGUUUGAUUUGUGUACUCCAGAGUUGCAAGAAAAACUAUCCGCUGCAAGAAGCAAAUUCAAGGAAUGGGAGGAUGCUCAAGUAGGUGUUGUGAAAAAAGUAGAGAACAAAGGAGAUGAAGAGAAGAAGAUUGAAAAGAAAUAUGAGCCUUAUUGGUUCGAGGAUGAUCUUGGUAGUAAUAAUAGUGGCUAUUACACGCUCCAAGCUGUGUUGACACACAAGGGGCGAUCUUCAUCCAGCGGCCAUUACGUGGGUUGGAUAAGAAUGUCGGGUGAUAAAUGGGUCAAAUGCGACGAUGAUGAAGUAUCCCCAGUGACCACAGAUGAUAUUUUAAGGCUUUCUGGCGGAGGCGAUUGGCAUUGCGCAUACGUUCUUCUCUACGGCCCGAAGCGCCUAGAACUGAUAGAAAAGGACGAAAAAAUGACCACAGAAUAAUAUAUCUUUUCCAUAAAAAAUAUAUCCCUAUGUGCAGUAAAUUACAAAUUGUAAUCUGUGUAAGUAAAAAAUAAAACACAUAGUUUUUUUUUCAUUCUGUA